CCCGCGACCCGCCUUCUCCCGCCGCCGACAAAAGCCCCGAGCGGCCGCCGGCGCCGCGCCCGCUCCCGCUGCUGUCCCGCCCGCCCAGCUCAGCGCAGCUCAGCCGCAGGAUGCCAAACUGGGGAGGAGGAAAGAAGUGUGGCGUCUGCCAGAAGGCAGUGUACUUUGCUGAGGAGGUGCAGUGUGAAGGCAGCAGCUUCCACAAGUCCUGCUUCUUGUGCAUGGUCUGUAAGAAGAACUUGGACAGCACCACUGUUGCUGUGCAUGGAGAGGAGAUCUACUGCAAGUCCUGCUACGGGAAGAAGUACGGCCCCAAGGGCUAUGGUUACGGGCAGGGAGCAGGGACCCUGAGCACUGACAAGGGCGAGUCUCUGGGAAUCAAAUAUGAAGAGGGCCAACCUCACCGACCCACCAACCCUAAUGCAUCCAGAAUGGCCCAGAAGGUUGGAGGUGCUGAUGGGUGCCCUCGCUGUGGUCAAGCAGUGUAUGCAGCUGAGAAGGUGAUUGGAGCUGGAAAGUCCUGGCACAAAUCCUGCUUCCGCUGUGCCAAGUGUGGCAAAAGCUUGGAGUCCACCACCCUGGCAGACAAGGACGGGGAGAUCUACUGCAAAGGUUGCUACGCCAAGAACUUUGGUCCCAAGGGCUUUGGCUUUGGGCAAGGUGCAGGGGCACUGGUCCACUCGCAGUGAGGAACUGGGAGCCAGGCUCUCUGCUUGCUCAGGGCUUGUCCAUGCCUGCCUGUGCUGCCCAGCCCUUCCCAGCCCUGCAGCCAUAACCUGUCACCAUCAUCAGUAACCACCCGCUGCUGCCUCACAGCACCAGCCCCUUCCUCCCUGCCCUGACCCGGUGCACCCAGAGGCCGUGGGACUCAGGGUGUCAUCCCCAUCAGGUCCUGCUGCUGUGGGUGCUGGAGGGGAGACAGCUCCUGCCUGCCCACAGCAAGGCCCCUGGCCCUGGCCAGCCCGCCGGGAUUCGUGCUCAGCCGUGCUGUGCCGUGUCACCGAACCACCAAUAAACGUCAGAGCUGACCCA
Messenger RNA from Colius striatus (speckled mousebird), 1032 nucleotides. It is a transcript of the gene CSRP1, whose product is annotated as cysteine and glycine rich protein 1. Gene Ontology annotation, molecular function: structural constituent of muscle; actinin binding. Gene Ontology annotation, cellular component: Z disc; cytoplasm; nucleus. Gene Ontology annotation, biological process: sarcomere organization; muscle tissue development. The transcript has 6 exons. Lineage: Eukaryota; Metazoa; Chordata; Aves; Coliiformes; Coliidae. Bases 111 to 689 code for a protein of 192 amino acids. The record is from RefSeq and is a predicted model, not a curated record.